Molecule: messenger RNA, 405 nt
Organism: Penicillium vulpinum
Lineage: Eukaryota; Fungi; Ascomycota; Eurotiomycetes; Eurotiales; Aspergillaceae
Exons: 3
Source: RefSeq, a predicted model, not a curated record
UGGUUUGAUAUUGGUAUACGAGACGAUUCGAGAAUAGCCGUUAGUAAAUACAGUCGACUUCAGGAAAUAGCGAGUGAACUCGCGAAUCCUCAGAGUCAAUAUCCUUUAGUCUGUGCUUUUCUCGGAAGAAAGAAUAAGGACUACGCGCUUCAGCAGCUUUUUCCUCGCAAUAAUAUUAAACGAUAUAACUCCGACGAAUCACACCCUAACGUCGAAGAGGCUCUAGCCUACGGCCUACCCUGUUUGGCCCGUCUCGUUUUUCUGUUUACGGAUAUUAUAUAUAUUUUUGCCGAAGAUUUUUCAGGUCUAGAUAAGAUCGUAGAAUUCUUAGAGUGCUGUGUUAGACUACAAUCAGUAUCCCCUUUGCCCCACGAUAUCCGGCCACAAAUAAUUCUAGUUUUCUAG